This is a messenger RNA of Eriocheir sinensis (Chinese mitten crab), 2641 nucleotides long. RefSeq names its product GRIP and coiled-coil domain-containing protein 1-like (gene GCC88). The coding region runs from base 336 to 2429 and encodes 697 amino acids. Gene Ontology annotation, cellular component: Golgi apparatus. The record is from RefSeq and is a predicted model, not a curated record. NCBI's taxonomy places the organism in Eukaryota, Metazoa, Arthropoda, Malacostraca, Decapoda, Varunidae. The transcript is spliced from 14 exons.
UAGUGAAGUAUCUACAAGUGUGAAGAAGUACCAAGGAGGACCUAAGAAGCGAUACAAAGCGGAACAGUUCAAAAGAAGAAGAAGAAGGCGCUGAAGGGCUGUACUCGGCGCAAACACCUGGCCGAUCAGCUGACGUGGGCUGGGCGUUGACUCCUCGCUGUUUUCCCGUGCCCGCACCGCCCUCCCGUGUGGGUCUAAUGGCCGUCACCUGUAUCUAGGGACGUCCCGGGGUGAUGAUGUUACUACUGCCGCGGCCACAGUGCAAGGUGGUGAGUACAAGGUUGCGUGCACCGCUAGGUUUUUGACAGCCAAGCUGAUGUUUGAUUCUUACCGCCAUGACAAGCAAGAGGGAGUUACUAGCAACCAUAGAAAAACAAAGGGACCAAAUUUCAAAGUAUGAAACAAAGUUGAAAGAUGUAGUGAGAGCUUAUAAAGGACUUUUGAAAGAGAAGGAGGCCCUUGAGGCCAGUUUAUCUGCUCUAGCAGAGACCUCCAGUAGCAAACCAAAGCCAAGCAGUGAUGGUGCUGCUGAGCCGACAGAGGGGCAGCAGCCUCCUGAGGGUGAGGGAGAAGGGGAAGCCUCGGCAAAUGCAGAACCAAAGGACAGCAAUACAGAAGCAAGCACAUCAAAAGAUGCUGAAGACCUAAAGAAUAAAAUAGUUGCUUUAACCUCUGCUCUAAACACAGUAUCCUCAGAGAAGAAACGAAUUGAAACUUCUUUUCAAAAUGACAAAAAGAGACUCUUAGCAGAGAAAGAAAAGCUGGAAAAGAACCUACAAGAAGCUGAGAGUGCCAGAAAGUCAUGUGAAGCAAACUGUGAGGAGAAAAUGAAAGACCUUCGAAGUCGAUUGAUAAUAUCUCAACAUGAGCGAGACCAGGACUCUCAAAACUCAGCUGUCAUGUUGAGGGAACUAGAAAGUAAACUGUCUGUGGAGCGCAGUUUGAAGGAACGCACUGAGGCAAUCUUAGAAGAGACACGGCAGCAGCUUCAGCGAUGUGCAGUACCAGCUAGUACAAGAGUCCCUGAACACUAUGAGAAGAAGAUCAGCGAUCUUCAGAAUGAACUGGAACAGGUCAGGUCUCGUCUAAAAAAAGCUGAGCAGCAGGCAGAGGAGCCUCCAUUACUUCGAAAACUCCAAGGGCAGAUGGAAGAAUUACGCACUCAACACAAUCAGGCACUACUGCAGGAGAGGUCCCGUUCCACUGGCAUGGAAGAGUCAGCAAAGGACCUAGCAAAUGCACAUGAAGAGCGUGUGGCAGCCCUUGAGGCUCGCCUGACUGACCUCUCGCUAUCAGUGGCAUCUUAUGACCGAACCCGACAAGAAGACCUUCUGGCCAUACACAAAUUAAAGGAUAAAGUAUCAGAACUGGCUCAGGAGAACACUUUCCUUUUGUCCCGCCUGGAGCCUGACACAGACAACAGUGAAACAGAUAUCAACACACUCUGCCACCACAUCACCAAACUGAGGGACCAGCUCAUCACUGCCAACCUCCACUCACAACACCCAGUGGAUGUGGAAAGCCUCUUGAACGGUGGGGAAAACAUCCACAUUCGGUGCCAGCAGGAAUACGAUCAACUAAAGGAAGAAUUUGAAAAUUAUAAGAUAUCAUCCAAACAACAAACAAAAGCUGUCAAAGAGUCUGUCUGCAAAGGGGAGUGUGGAAAGCAUCUUGAAGAUUUGCGUCAGAAAGUUCGCAACCUCACUUCUGCAGCUCAAUUGGCAGCUGAUUCUCACUCCCAACAAGUUGCCUCAUUACGAAAAGAAUCCACUGCCUUAAAAGCCUCUUACGAGAACCAGCUGCGGCGACUUGAGAGUGACAAUCGUGCAGCAGUGGCAGCCUUGGAGCAGCAGCUGUCUCUUCAGCAGCAGCGCUCUCUUUCCACAUUGAGUGAGCGAGAUGCAGAAAUUCAGCGGCUGACUGAGGAACUCCAUAAGCAAGAGAAGGCACCACCACAGAGUGGCCUUGGUACCCUGGAGGCCACAGCUGCCCUUUUGUCACAGGUGAGUGGAGGGAGUGAGGGGCCCCUCCUUCAUCACCUUGAAGAAUUGGCACGAAAAGACCAGGAAGUUUCUCAGCUACGGCGGGAAAAAAGACAGUUGGAAACAACCAUGCGGGAGGUACAGAUGGCAGCCAUUGUACGUCAGCAAGCUCAGCAGGAUACCAUUGAGGCUUUAGAGGAGGAGGCUGAAAGACAUCGAAGAAAUGUUUCCAGGGAAGGGGAAAACUUGGAAUACCUGAAGAAUGUUGUGCUUCAAUAUAUGGUUAGUUCUGAUGCAGAGUCACGCCAGUUGAUGCUGAAUGCCAUCGCCACUAUUCUUAAAUUCACGAGUAAAGAGCUGGAGAGUGUGAAGAAAUACAAUGCCCUUUGGUGGUGGCAGCCAGCACCAAGGAGUGCAACUCCAGGGAAGCCUUCUCCCACAUCAUAGGAAAAUAUGUGCCUUAUACCAGAGUAAGUAAUAUAUUUUUGAAAGAGUAGCUAUAUUCCUAUAUAAUAUUACCAGCAAAAAUUAUGCAGAAGUUCAAAGUAUGCUAAAUCUUAUACACAAAGUUUCAAACUUAUUGUGGACAUGUGAACCAAAAAUUAUUACCAUAGUUCUAACACUAUCACAUUUCAGAGUAUAUAUAUAUAUAUAUAUAU